Aureobasidium namibiae CBS 147.97 is the source of this 762-nucleotide messenger RNA. RefSeq lists its product as uncharacterized. Bases 1 to 762 code for a protein of 253 amino acids. The transcript is spliced from 3 exons. The record is from RefSeq and is a predicted model, not a curated record. Lineage: Eukaryota; Fungi; Ascomycota; Dothideomycetes; Dothideales; Saccotheciaceae.
AUGAUAUAUCGCGGAAAAGCUGCCUGCGAGGGUUGUCCAGAGUCGGUCGAGACUCUUCUCAAGCAAGCCUAUCCGACCAUCGACAUUAUAUUCGCUGGCCCCGACGAAGCAACUCAUAUCAAUUCCGAAACUCUAGGUCAGGUGGAAAUCUUCGUUCAGCCUGGCGGCCCAGAUCUUGAUAGAGCAUGGCAAGAGGCCAAAUCGUAUGCCCCCGAUGUGCGCGCCUUCGUUGCUAACGGCGGUAUCUCCCUUGGAUUCUGCCUUGGUGCCUUUCUUGCAGGACCACACCAAGGCUUUGGUCUCAUCCCCGUGGGCGACAGGGUUGUAAGAGAGAUCGAGAGACCGAACUCUCAGGUUGAUGGUAUUGAAGAUACUGUCAUUCAAGUCGACUGGACAUUUUCGACUAGCAAAAAACGAGGUACUAAAGACAACAAUCGCUGGCUCUAUUUCCAAGAUGGCGCCACAAUCAUUCUAUCUGACGGCUCACCAACGAUUGUUCUCGCGCGAUACUCUUCAAACCACGAUGUCGCUGCCACGCUGAAUGCUUACGGUAGCGGCUGGGUGGCAAACAUCAGCCCUCAUCCGGAAGCGGAUCAAAGCUGGUAUGACCUCGCCGAAAUUUCGAAUCCCGAAGGUAUACAAUACGACAUUGGGAUUGAUUUCGUCAGAGCGGCUGUAAUUCGUGCCUUCAAUUGCUUCCAUCAUCGAAAGCAUACCGAGCUUGAAGUUUUGAGAGACCUGAUAUCUGCUGACGAAGGUUGA